CUAGGAGCACAGAGAGCAAGAGGGGGGGAUGAGGGGCGAAGAAGUGGAUCGGGACCAGGCUACACAGGGCUUCGGGGACCACAAAGGCGGGUCCCUCAGCAGUGAGGACUGGAAGGGGAGGAGGCCCAAGACCGCAGCCAGUGCCAUCUCAUCUUCGCUUCAAAAAUGAUCAGCUUCAGGGACUUCCCUGGUGGUCAAGUGGUUAAGACUCUGUGCUUCCCCUGCAGGGGCACGGAUUUGAUCCUUGGUUAGGGAACUAAGAUACCACAUGCUGCAUGGCAUGGCCAAAAAAAAAAAAAAUGCCACUUCAGGAGUGUCUGGCUGUUCGUGAUCACACGUCCCUGACCCUGUCCCUGGCUUGUCCUUCCUCCAGGCCCUUGACCACACCUGAGCCCCUUCCCCCAUCUGGGGGAAUCCUCGGUGGUGCUACCCGCCCCACAAUCUCAUUAGUGUGGCGUCAAGACACAGUCCUAAUCAGCUUACCCGGCUGCAGGAUAAAUGACCAGCCAGCACCCUGCUGAGGGAGGCCUGCCACUCACACCCCUGGUCCCCUGAGACCUGUCCCAGUACUUGGGUUUUCUCUGCUCUGGUGGGUAGAGACCUGUAAGGGGCGUCGAAAGCCGGAGGGUCCACAGUGCGAGGCAGUCCAGAAGCUGAAAGUUGCCGCGGGGUCGCUGCGGGGUCUCUUGCCAGCCUGGCCAUGAACCUGGAGCCACCCAAGGCUGAGAUCCGGUCGGCCACCAGGGUGAUGGGGGGGCCCGUCACUCCCAGGAAAGGGCCCCCCAAAUUUAAGCAACGGCAAACCAGGCAGUUCAAGAGCAAGCCCCCCAAGAAAGGUGUCCAAGGGUUUGGUGACGACAUCCCUGGAAUGGAAGGCCUCGGAACAGACAUCACGGUCAUCUGCCCAUGGGAGGCCUUCAACCACCUGGAGCUGCAUGAGCUGGCCCAGUACGGCAUCAUCUAGCACCGGACCCUGGCCCUCAGCCCCUCCACGCUGCUGCCCGCUCCGACCCCUGCUCAGGAUUCCUGGGAGGAGGGCCGCCCCCCUGGGGGUGGGGUCCAGAGUGUCCAGAUUGUGUGUGGAGACCCUCGCGAGUGACGACCUCGGGCCCCGGAAGCUAGUUACCAGGAGCCCCACCAGCUCCCUGCAGGACACCCUCUUGGGCUGGGCCAGGCCCUGCUUAACUUCUGGAGGUAGUGGUCCACAGACCCUCUCCUCCCAUGGCUGGAAAGCUAGGGCAGGCCUCCCAGGAGUGUCUCCCACAUCCCACCCCCUGUCCUGCCUGUCUGGGGGGUGAGGACGAGCUCCGCCCAUCAGCCCUUCCCAGCUGAGGCCCUUGGGCCGGCAGGGUGGAUGGCAGGAGUCCUGUGAGCAUCAGUGAGAGAGCGAGACCCCUCUGGACCAGUCACACCAGCGGGAAGCUUGUCCUUUCCAGCAUGGCCCAUGCCUGCUGUCCUGUUUCAAAUAAAAUUAGCGGGCCCCCCA
Messenger RNA from Hippopotamus amphibius kiboko, 1486 nucleotides. RefSeq names its product phosphodiesterase 6G (gene PDE6G). The record is from RefSeq and is a predicted model, not a curated record. NCBI's taxonomy places the organism in Eukaryota, Metazoa, Chordata, Mammalia, Artiodactyla, Hippopotamidae. Gene Ontology annotation, molecular function: 3',5'-cyclic-nucleotide phosphodiesterase activity; cGMP binding. The transcript has 4 exons. Gene Ontology annotation, biological process: visual perception; positive regulation of G protein-coupled receptor signaling pathway; positive regulation of epidermal growth factor receptor signaling pathway. The coding region runs from base 701 to 964 and encodes 87 amino acids. Gene Ontology annotation, cellular component: photoreceptor outer segment membrane.